AUGGCAUCCAACUUCUUCUCUCGGUUCACAGGGUCCGACAACCCCUCGGCCUCCAUCUAUGAAACCAUCCGACAACACGACAAUGAUUCGGAGGGCUCCGAUGUUGAGGAGAGGGCCGGGCUCAUCGCCGAAGCCCAAGUUACCGGACAAGCCUACCACGAUCUUGACUCAACCGACGGUGACAUGAAUUCGCCGCCAGAUCCUCCUUAUCACCUCGACGGCUCCACCGCAGGCAACAACAAAGGUCAGGCUUCGCGAAAAGACAAGAGUAGGGCUCAACCUAGGCCGAGAUGGAAUCAGGGGCCUCACAAAUUGCUGGAUGUGGAAGAGGCGGAUGACGAGGUUCCAGCAUCUCUGCUGAUCGACCACGACGCGGGCGGCCGUGAGCAUGGCUCUAUAUCACUCCCUCCGCCUCCGAGUCGUAUGCCUGAUGGCCUUACCCGGCGAGGAGAUACGAUCCGUCUUCCAUCUCCUGGUCAGGCUUUGUAUUCGCAGACUCGCCGAACGUCGACUCCCAGCGAUCCAAGACGUCCCCGGACUGAGCCAGUACCCGCCACCAUUUGGGGGAAUCUCGCCAGUGCGGAUCCCAAGGAAAAGGCCAUGUUCCGAUGGGUCAAUGUCACCAAUCUCGACAACUUUCUUCUGGAAGCUUACACGUACUACGUCUACCACGGCUUCUGGUCCAUCCUUCUCAUGCGUUUUCUGAAUCUGGUCACUGUUGCCUUUGUGGUUGGCUUCUCCCUAUUCCUUACUCAGUGUAUCGACUAUCGAGAGAUUCGAGGAAGCACCAAGAUGUCGGAGAUCCGUGUCCCUCAAUGUGGCAAAAAUAUGGGCUUCAUCCCGAAUGCUUUGCUUUGGCUUACCACGUUCAUUUGGAUAUGGAAAUCUGCCUUGUACAUUAUUGACAUUCCUCGCUUGAGGCACAUGCAUGACUUCUACCAUUAUCUUCUCGACACACCCGAACAGGAAAUCCAGUCUAUAUCAUGGCAGGAGAUUGUCAGUCGACUCAUGGCUCUCCGAGAUUCCAACCCGACCAUCACCUCCACCUCCAAAAAGCCGGGUGUGUACAUCAGGUCGCAGGAUAAACAACGGAUGGACGCCCACGAUAUUGCCAAUAGACUGAUGCGAAGGCAAAACUACAUGAUUGCCAUGAUUAACAAGGACCUUCUUGACUUGACCCUUCCCAUCCCAUUUCUUCGCAACCGCAAGCUUUUCACCCGCACCCUUGAAUGGAACAUUGACGUGUGCAUCAUGGACUUUGUCUUCAACCGCAAAGGACAGGUUCGAACGUUGUUCUUGAAGGAUACCUACCGAAAGGACUUGUCGGAUGCCCUCCGAAAUCGAUUCAUUCUGGCCGGCAUUGCAAGUCUUAUUUUCGCACCUUUCCUUGCAAUCUUCUUCAUUCUCAAACACUUCUUCGAAAACUUCAACGAAUAUCAGAAGAAUCCAGCCCAGAUCGGGUCGAGAGAAUACAGUCGCUUUGCGCAGUGGAAGUUUCGGGAAUUCAACGAACUCUAUCACUUGUUCCAGCGGCGUGUCAACAUGUCAUAUCCAUUUGCGACGAGAUACAUCAACCAAUUCCCCAAGGACAAAACCAUCCAAGCGGCCCAAUUUGUCAGCCUGGUCUCGGGAGCGGUGGUUUCGGUCCUCGGUCUGGCAACAAUACUGGAUCAGGAGAAUUUUCUGAACUUUGAAGUGACCCCUGGUCGGACGACCAUCUUUUAUCUGGGAAUCUUUGGAUCGAUCUGGGCUGUGGCUCGCGGUCUCCUACCCGAUGAUAACAUGGUGUAUGACACCUCCCUUGCGAUCCAAGAGGUGAUACAGUUCACCCAUUACGAGCCACAGCACUGGGCAGGCCGGCUUCAUACCAUCGAGGUCAAGCAAGAAUUCUCACAGUUAUAUCAGAUGAAACUUGUCAUUUUCAUGGAGGAGGUGUUGAGUAUGAUCUUCACCCCUUUUGUCCUCUGGUUCAGCCUUCCGAAGUGCAGUGAUCGGAUCAUUGAUUUCUUCCGGGAGUUCACCGUCCAUGUUGAUGGGAUAGGAUACGUCUGUUCGUUUGCCGAGUUCAACUUUAUGAAGCAGCCGAACAGACCGGCAGUCGAUGAGGCCACCAAUCAAGGUGCCGGAAUCAGAAUACCGGGGGGCAUGGCGAAUGUCAACACCAACACAAACCCACGGGAUGAGUACUUUGCGUCGAAAGACAACAAGUUGGAAAACAGCUAUUGGGGCUUUAUGAAUGACUACGCGCGUAACCCCAAGACAGACAUCCGCUUUCCUUACAAUCCCCCCCGACGACGAUUCAAUAUGCCUCCUCCUGUACCUGGCUUCCCUUCGCCGUUGUUCCCAAGUUCAGAUCAAGGUCGGGCAUUUGGAGGCGGGAUCUACGCACAACAUCAAGGUGUUGCAGGCACGGGGGUGCCAGGAUCGCCUUACCGUGGCGCCCAGCCUUAUGGUCAUGGAUUGGGGCAUCCGCCGUCUCAGCCUCUGGGCUCACCUCUUCAAUCGCUCUUACUUGAUCCGCAUCAUCAACCUUCUGCCAGCGGAUUGGCAUCAUCGCCACAAAUUCUGCGGCCGCGCGGGGUCCACAUCAGUAAAGCUCGGCGCGAAAUCCCUGAUGACCUAGCAGAAGAGGAUUCGCCGGAAGCCAGUGCGCAGCAUGGGCCGCGGACAAAUGGUGCCGCCAGAGAAGCUGGGCAUCUCCCUGGAGGGGCAUUACAGGACGGUGAGCUUGGGUCAUGGAAAUAUGAGAUCGAGUCCUCAUCCGGAGAUGCGACCGAAGAUGAAGACAACGACAAUAAUGCCAAAGCCAUCACUGCUUUGGGGGCUCUAGGGCCAUUGGGAUUGAUCAGACAGUUCCAACAGGCUCAGACACAAGAAGGAGGCAGGAACCGAGUAGGCGGAGCGGCAAUGUGA
This is a messenger RNA of Capronia epimyces CBS 606.96, 2913 nucleotides long. RefSeq lists its product as uncharacterized. The transcript has a single exon. NCBI's taxonomy places the organism in Eukaryota, Fungi, Ascomycota, Eurotiomycetes, Chaetothyriales, Herpotrichiellaceae. The record is from RefSeq and is a predicted model, not a curated record. Bases 1 to 2913 code for a protein of 970 amino acids. Gene Ontology annotation, cellular component: phagophore assembly site; autophagosome. Gene Ontology annotation, biological process: protein localization to phagophore assembly site; autophagy of mitochondrion.